Glycine soja is the source of this 868-nucleotide messenger RNA. RefSeq names its product probable calcium-binding protein CML18. Gene Ontology annotation, molecular function: calcium ion binding; enzyme regulator activity. Lineage: Eukaryota; Viridiplantae; Streptophyta; Magnoliopsida; Fabales; Fabaceae. The record is from RefSeq and is a predicted model, not a curated record. The coding region runs from base 138 to 629 and encodes 163 amino acids. The transcript has a single exon.
CCCCUUGGAACAUUCAAAACAGAUCCUACAUUUGGGCAAAAAGGAAGCUCAACCACAUCCAAUACCUCAGACCACACAACAGUGUAGAAGGGAGAUUUGAAAGUGCAUGUGAAGAAACGCAUUAGAAGAGAAAAAAGAUGAGCAAAAAACAGACGGUGAAAUUAGACGAGGAGCAAAUCGCAGAAUUGCGCGAAAUCUUUCGGUCCUUCGAUCGGAACAAUGACGGGAGCCUGACGCAGUUGGAGCUGAGUUCGCUUCUGCGCUCGCUUGGUCUGAAGCCCAGUGCAGACCAACUCGAGGGAUUUAUUCAGAGGGCGGACACCAACAGCAAUGGCCUGGUGGAGUUCUCGGAGUUCGUUGCUCUGGUCGCGCCGGAGCUUCUGCCGGCCAAGUCGCCCUACACGGAAGAGCAGCUGAAGCAGCUGUUCCGAAUGUUCGAUCGUGACGGGAACGGCCUCAUCACUGCGGCGGAGUUGGCUCACUCCAUGGCUAGGCUUGGCCAUGCCCUCACCGCCGAGGAGCUGACCGGGAUGAUCAAAGAGGCCGACACCGACGGCGAUGGCAUGAUCAACUAUCAGGAGUUCGCUCAUGCUAUUACUUCCGCUGCUUUUGAUAAUUGCUGGCCUUAACCACUCUCUUUCUAGGUAAUAAUGUAAAUUCAAUUUUUUCGGGAGAAAUUACGAGAUUAGCGAUCCAUUUAAUAAGGGAGAAACUUUUUAUUCUUAUUUCAAGAAUUUGAGUUUAUAUUUUGCUAUAUUUUGAUGUACAACGAUGAUAAUAAGGAGCAAAUCUAAGUGCUUAUACAUCUAUUCCAACUUCUCCAACCUGACCCUAGUAAGUCUAAUAGUAUUACUACCUUUUUGUUGUA